AUUCACUGCUACCCCUGCCCUUAACUAAGCCCUCUCCAUCCUUUAUAACUGAACCUUCCCUCACACCUUCCCCAUCAGUCAUCACACUCUCUCUCUCUCUCUUUCCUUCUCUCUUUUCAACUCAUUGAGGCAUUCAUCAAACACCUUCUCAAAAUGGCCAAAGUUGGAAAACUAACAAAGCUCAAGUCAGCAAUCAAGAGAUGGCCCUCAUUGACCAGGCUCAGCCGCAACAGCAGCAGUGUCUCUUCCAACAAAGGGGUCUCUGGAAAAGGAACAUCCCUUAAUUCAUCCAAGGAACACGAGCAUGAACAAGAACAACUUCGUGCGGUUUAUGUUGGCAAGUCUAGGAGGCGGUACCUCGUGAACUCCGAAGUGAUCGAUCACCCCGUGUUUCAGGAGCUAGUGGACAGGUCUUGCUCUUCUAAUUCUUCUUCUUCUCAUCAUCAUGACGAUGAUGGGGUGGUGGUGGUGUCGUGCGAGGUGGUGCUGUUCGAGCACUUGCUGUGGAUGCUUGAGAGCGAAGAGACCAAGUUGGGGUCCAUGGAUGAGCUGGUCGAGUUCUACUCUUGUGCAUGCUGACAAACACCUAGUAAUAAUAACUGACUUUAAUUGUUUCUUCUCUCAUGUGGUCACGCAAAACCAUUGGUCAUGACUGCUUUGCGAAUUCAGAUUGAUUCAAAUGUUAUAUAUUAUAUAAAAAUAUAUAUAUUGCUGUUAUUAUAUAAAGUGGGCAUGUUGUAGUUGACAUGAAAGUGCUAUUAGUUGUUAUGACAUUGUUUUAGGUGAAUCUAAUGCGACUUCAAAUUAAUCACCUAUUUCAUUUGCA
Glycine soja is the source of this 826-nucleotide messenger RNA. Its product is annotated as auxin-responsive protein SAUR78-like. The coding region runs from base 154 to 579 and encodes 141 amino acids. Gene Ontology annotation, biological process: response to auxin. NCBI's taxonomy places the organism in Eukaryota, Viridiplantae, Streptophyta, Magnoliopsida, Fabales, Fabaceae. The transcript has a single exon. The record is from RefSeq and is a predicted model, not a curated record.